AUGAAGCGAAUACAACCAAGCGGGGCUCAAUAUCGUCGCAAGAAAAGACGCAGGGAAGCAGAAGUUAAUGUCCUGAGAGGCUCUUUAGAUGCGUGGGUGAAAAAGCUAUACGUGGCGAAAAAUCAACUGGGUGAUGAAAAUCAUGAGUCCGUGACUGUCGUCCAAGAUGAUGUCAGUUUUCCAGUUAACACACAUCUUGACAUUGUUCGUGACAAUCAGUCGCACAAUUCGAUUCCGGGUGACGCUGAUGAUUUUGAUGAGGUGAGUGCUAAUGCUGAGGCGAAUGCUGUCAUUUUGAACGAUGACGCUGAAGGUAACAAUUACGAUGGAAAUUUUAUCGAAUUAUUUUGUGACCACGACCUUGGGCGUUUAAGGAAACCGAUAUCUACACAUUUAGAGAAAUUCUUAGUUCAGCAAGGACCAGAAAAUUUUCAACACAAAGAAGGUCCUUUUGCUAAAAGAGAAGGAAGAUCUCUUUCUAAGCAUUGGUUCGAAACUUUGUCAAGUAAUGGAGAGUGUUUUCAGAGAAAAUGGCUGAUAUAUUCGCCAUGCAAACAGGCAGCCUUUUGCUUUGUCUGUUUUUUAUUUUCAAAAUGUGAAUCAAGUUUUUGUAACGAAAAAGGAUUUCGCAGCUGGAGAAAAUUGAAUCCUCGAAUUUAUAAGCAUGAAAAAAGUCCGGGUCACAGAAAUGCAAAACGUGAAUAUUUGGAUUUUGAAGCACGACUUGAAAAAUUACGUGUAAUUGAUUAUGAACUCCAAAGGCAUAUUUCAAGUGAGAAAAAGAAAUGGCGACUUAUUGUUGAACGAAUUGGCGAUGUUGUUUACCUUCUGUCAAGACAGAAUAUUGCGUUUCGAAGUCACAGAAAUGAAGGAGUUUCAAAGUUGGUCAACGAAAAUGCUUACGAAAACAAUUCUGGAAACUUUUUGGAAAUAAUCGAACUAUUGGCAGAUUAUGACGUUGUUUUGUUUGAACAUUUACAGAAUGCGAGGAAAAAACCCAACAAAGUCAACUAUCUUUCGAAUAAAAGUCAAAAUGAAAUAAUCAAUCUUAUUGCCGGUAUAAUUAAGAAGAAGAUUAGUUCUAAAGUAAAGAAAGCCAAAUACUACACUCUGAUGUUAGAUUCUACUCCAGAUAUAUCACGUGAGAAUCAAAUUGCCGAGAUCUUGAGAUACGUUCACAUCAGUGGGAAUAAGGAUGUCGAAAUUAAAGAGGUUUUUCUUGGGUUUUUUCAAGUUUCUGAGAAAAACGCGGCAAGCUUAGUGGAAACGGGGAUUGAGAAAUUGAAUGAUGAUGGAAUUGACAUAAAUGAUUGUCGAGGACAAGCAUACGAUAACGCUGCUGUUAUGAGUGGUGUACGAACUGGAGUACAAAAACGAAUUUUGGAAAUCAAUCCAGAGGCCCAGUUUGUCAAUUGCGAAAACCACAGCUUAAAUUUAGCAUGUGUUCAUGCAGCUGAAGUUCAUCCAACAGUGAAAGUUCUGAAGUCAAAGGUUGAGAAAACUGUCAAGAAGCAUUGUGAGACGAGAUGGAGUUCGUACUACAACGCAGUUGAAGUCAUCCAUGAAAAUUUUCACGAAAUUAUAUAUUGUCUCGAGUAUUUUGAAGAUGACAAAUUUUCAAGUGAGACCAAAUCUGAUGCUUGUUUACUUCGCCAUUCGUUGCAGCAAUUUACAUUCGUUUCUCUCUUGAAAUUUUGGUGCCCUGUUUUGUCAUCCGUUCAGAAAGUGACAAAACGCUUACAAGAUCCAAAGAUCGAUUUAAUUCAGGCAAGUGAUGAUCUUGAUGGGCUUAAUAGAAUUAUUGAUCUGAAAUCUGAGGACAUUAUUAAGAAUGCAGACAGAUCGGCAUCCGAAUACUGCGAGGAGUGGAAUGUACCAUUGACAAGAGUCAGGCAAAGAAAAAUGAUGCCUGGAGAAAGUGUGAAAGACUGUGGCUUAUCAGCAAUUGAGGAAAUGCAAAGAAUUAUGAAUGAAAUCGCAAACAGACUGAAAACCGAACUUUCAGAACGCUCAGGCCGCGUUAGUAGACUCGCUGACAAGUUUUCCUUCUUAUUAAAGUUGGACUCAAUUGAUGUUGAAAAUAUUGAACAUUUGAAAACCUUGAAACGACAGUGCGAGAGAACUAUUUUGAGACUGACGUAA
Styela clava is the source of this 2142-nucleotide messenger RNA. Its product is annotated as zinc finger MYM-type protein 1-like. Gene Ontology annotation, molecular function: protein dimerization activity. The record is from RefSeq and is a predicted model, not a curated record. Lineage: Eukaryota; Metazoa; Chordata; Ascidiacea; Stolidobranchia; Styelidae.